Molecule: messenger RNA, 1746 nt
Organism: Aspergillus calidoustus
Lineage: Eukaryota; Fungi; Ascomycota; Eurotiomycetes; Eurotiales; Aspergillaceae
Source: the annotation of a GenBank genome assembly
AUGACUGAGACGACCUGGAAAGAAAAAGCCGCCGCAAAGAGGGAAGCACUCCUCUCCUUGAUCCCACCCGAAUGGCGCCUUCCAACUCCUCUCCCUCCACCAGCAGAGUUACCGAACGUAACCGGGGAGGAGAUUCGGCGACAUCUGUCCACGCAGGAGAUUUUGAUCACAGAAAGUAGUGCUGUUGGUAUUGUUGGCAAGACCUCAAGCGGAGAAUGGAAGUGCGAGGAUGUUGUCAGGGCAUUUUGUCAUCGCGCUGCGGUGGCUCAUCAGAUGAUAAACUGCCUCCACGAAAUCUUCUUCGACGCCGCGAUUAAACACGCCAAAAUCCUAGACGCCCACUUUGCCAAACACGGCAGACUCCUCGGCCCGCUGCACGGCCUCCCCGUCAGCCUUAAGGACACGAUCCACGUCGCAGGUGUCGACACAAGCAUGGGAAUAGUCGGCUGGCUAGGCACAUUCGAAGGCGCACCCCUCGCAGAGACAACAUCUCGGCCAGAGAGCACAAUCGUAACCCACCUCCGCGCCCUCGGCACAAUCCCCUACGUGAAAACCAGCGUGCCGCAGGGCUCCUUUGCCGGCGAGACAAUCAACCACAUAAUCGGGCACACACCGAACCCCGCGAACCGCAACCUCGUCGUGGGCGGGAGUUCCGGGGGGGAAGGGGGACUUCUUGCGCUCUAUGGUUCGCCCAUCGGGCUGGGCACGGAUAUCGGGGGGAGUAUCCGCGUCCCUGCGUCAUUUAACGGCUGCUACGGACUCAAGCCGUCGACGGGACGACUGCCCUUUCAGGGCAUUGCGUCGAUUGUGGAUGGCCAGGCGGCAAUUCCGUUUGUUGUUGGGCCGAUGGGGCAUUCUGUGGGGGAUUUGGUCUUUCUUACCAAGGCGUUGCUGGCUGUUGAGCCGUGGAGGAGUGAUCCCGGUGUGCAUGAGUUGCCCUGGAGAGACGAGGUAUUUGAGAGUGUGCGAGGGAGGUUCCGGGGGAAGGGGGAGAGGCUUGCGUUUGGGGUUAUGCGGUCCGAUGGUGUUGUUAAUCCCCAGCCGCCUGUUGCGAGGGCGUUGAGGGAGGUCGUGCAGCUCCUAAAGUCACUCGGGCAUACGGUUAUCGAAUGGAACCCACCUCCCCACGCAGAAGCCCUAACCAUAUGGCGCGAAAACAUUCUAAUAGACGGCGGCCACGCCUUCCACUCGGCCCUCACUCUCUCCGGCGAACCCGCCACACCAACCGUCUUUGGAUCCAAGCCAAGCGACCCGGUCGACGGAACCGAAGUUAUGAGACGAACGAUCGCCCUGCGCGACUACCGCAAGGCGUACCUCGACUAUUGGAAUAGUACUGCUGCACUAACCGGGACGGGCAAGCCGGUUGAUGCGCUGAUUGCGCCGGUGCAUCAUGGGCCGCCGCCUGCUAUGGGGCGGGUGCGGUAUAUGGGGUAUACCUGUGCCUUCAACGUCCUCGACUACUCCGUCUCCGUGAUACCGGUGACGUGGGCGAGGAAGGAUGUUGAUGUAUAUCCCUCCGAUUAUUUGCCUUUGAAUAGGAUGGAUAGCGUCGUGCAAAACGACUACGACGCCGAACUCCUAGAUGGUGCCCCGGUGGGUCUCCAGAUCGUAGGACAGAGACUACAGGAGGAGACCGUGCUUGGCCUAAGUGAGGAAAUCAGUCGAGAGCUUGCGAGAGUCCAGGUGGCGCGUCUAUAAGAGACCAAGUGUGCAGAGUUCGAUUGUACUAUGAUCGUAAAGAAUGGC